CCAGUGAAUUUCUUAUUUUAAAAUGAUAUUUUUCAAUUUUCUUUCGAGAAGUAUUAAUUCUUAAGAAAAUAAUGAAAAAACAGAUAUUAUUUUAUAUUUUUGCAUACUAGAUUUAAUGCUCCUUAUGACUCUAGUCGAAAAUUCUUUUAAGAUUUUUUAUUUUUAUAUCAUAUUCUAGGUACUUAUUUAUAUUUUUCCAUUAAUUAUUAAUUUGUAAUUUUUUCUAGGUAUUUACAUUAAUUAUUUAAAUGACGAGAACUUUUCAUUGAGUUUUCGAACUUUUUUUUAGUACGUUAAUAAUAAAGACCGUAAUACCUAAAGAUUGAUCAAAAUAUAACAAAUUUGCAAAUCGUCUAAUUUAAAAAUUAACUCUAUAUACGAUGUUAAAUUUAAAAUUUAUUUUAAAAAAAUUUUAAACUUGUUAUUUGUUAAUAUUUUUCAAAUGGAAAGUUUUCGAUUAUUAGAAUGACGUAAUUGUUUUUUAAUUGCCAUUUUAUUUUUUAUUAGUUUUAAUUUAUUAAUUUAAUUCUCUAAUUGUUGGUUAUUAUAAUUAUGAAAAUAAUUAUUAAUUACUAUUGUGAAAAAUGAGCUAUUGAAGUGUGAUCUCUUAAGAACAGAAAUUUAUUAAUGUUCCAAACUUAAUUUUUGAUCUCUUUGAAAAAUUCUAAAGCACAUUCAUAUAAUAUAAUAUAGACUGUAUAAUUCAUAAAUAUAUAAAUAUAAUUCUUAUAUUCAUCGAAAAAUGUAUAAGAAAAUAUUAUGCAGUUUAACGCGUUUUUACAAUGUUGUAUGAUGAUGUUGAAAAAAAAAUAUUGGAAAACAAACAUGAGUAAAAAGGUGCUAAAAUGACAUUUGUUAAUAAACUGAUAAUAAAUAUUUGAAACGUGUUAUAACAUAUCAUUAAGUUAUAUAUAUGUAAAUGUAUAUAUAUAAUUUAUUAAUAUUGUUUCUCACGUUAUAAUGUCAUUUUUUUUCAUAAUGAUCAUGUGUGAUAAAAGACUUUAAUGUGAAAUCGAACAAAAGUAUUACAUUCCUCUAUUUUUUAAUUUAAAAAAAAAAUUCAUCAAUCUCCAGUCGAGAGUCUUGCUAGUCGAAUGACUUUGAAAUGUCCAAAUGUAUUCUUGUGCAUUGUACAAAUGUUAUUAUAUAUUAAGCUAAAUUUUGUAAAUGUUGAAAAAAAAUGUGGCAACUUCUUAUAAAUAUACAAAUGCCUACUAAUUCUAUUGAGAAUUUUUUUCAUUAAACAAAAUAGCGUUUUUUUUAUAUUGUUUAAACAUUUUUUUUCACUUAAAAUUAUUUAUUUUAUAGAACAAUGAUAGAGGAAAUGCUUUUUAUUUUGAACACUAUACAAGUAUGUAUAUGUAUAUUGCUAUGGAUACUGAAAUCCAAACAGAGUGGAAAUGUAGGGAAUAUUUCUAAGAGUGUUUCUUUUAUUAUUUUAGAUACAAUAAUUAUUUUAGAAAAUAUUAAAGUAGAAAAUAAUUAUCGAUUUUUUAAAAAAAAAAUCUUAAUAUUUAUUGUAAAUAAUGGAAAGAACAAAACCUGAGUUUCAAAAAAGUCGAUGGCUUCAAGCAAUUUGGGAACCUGGAACUCGUAUUUAUUCACUUCCCGGAGGAAUUGAUAUGAUUGAUAUUUCCGGAGAAGGUGACGCGCGACUUAUUACAGCAGAUUUAGGAAAUUCACUUCAGGAUACUCCCAGGAUCCGAGUGUUUAAGGAAGAAACUCAAGUAACUGAACAUAAUAUGAUUGAUGCUCCUUGUGGAGUUGUGGGUUUUUAUUCUGAAAAUGGAAAUCCUCGUUCUGCUGCAGUUGCUGUUGGUGCAGGUGCCAGUGUUUUUAUUUUCAAAAAUAUGAGACCACAUUUUAAAUUUUGCCUACCUUAUUUAGAUGCUCAUCCAAAGGAAAGAGAGAUCUGGCACAAGGCUGGAUUAGAAGAUGAAAUAAAUGUAUUAAAUUUAGCGGAUGAUUUGGAAUUACUUCUUAAAGAACUUGGAGCUGGAUGUUUGUCUUCUCGAACUUUAAAAUUUCUUGCAAUGGAUAAAAAUUUAAGAGCUAGUUUUGCUGAACAAUAUCGAGUUGUUCCAUUAAUUAGAAUGAAUGCAGUCACCACCAUUGGCGUUUCUCGGAAAGAUUCUUGGGCUGAUUAUCCUUCAAGUUUCAUUCUAGUUGGAACAGAAUCUGGAGAAAUUUUCAUGUUAGAUCCAAGAGCAUUUUUCAUGACUGAGAAAAUUACAAUUGGCUGGCCACCAGUUUCUACAACUUGCACUGGAUUAUGGAAUGGAGAUGGACAAAUAAUUGUGAUUGGACGAGAAGGACAAUUGGGCUCAAUUAAAAAAGGAUGUCUUUUCAAAAUGUGGGAUAUUUUACCAGCUCCAAUUGUAUCAAUUGCUCCUCUCACUUGCGAAGGUGCAGCUGUCGCUUCGAUGGACGGAACCUAUUACGGAUUUUCAAAAACUGUACAUAAUUGUUCUUUAGUUCAAUUUUUUUUAAUUUUAAUUGUUCUUUAUUUUAAUUGUCAAAAUAUUGUUAUUCAGGGGAUGAGGAUGUGGCGAAUUAAUUUAUCAGGAAUGCCUUUGGAUCUAGUCAGUUUGCCAGUUCAACAAAGUGUCGUUUCCUUAUUAGCUGUGAGUGUUGCAAAAAUUGGUAUCAAAAUCUAUGACGAGAAGCAUCACGUUGAUACGAUUAAAAUGAUGGAUUCUGUAUCAGCAAUUAAGUAUGGACGAUUAGGACAAGAAGAGCGAGCAAUGUCAAUGGUGACAACUGGAGGAGGACUUUGUGUAAAAAUUUUAAAACGCACAGCAGAUUUUUCCGUUCGUUCAUUGACAACUGCAAAUUCUAAUAGCGAAAGUAAUUUUAUGAUUCCAAAGAAAACAAGACUUUUCGUUGAACAAACAUUACGUGAAAGAACAGAAGCGUCGAAAAUUCAUAAAAUAUUUCAACAGGGUUUAAUUCGAUUACGAUUAACAGUUGCGAAAAAAGCAUUCGAUGCUUUAUCUAAUCAACAAGAAUCAAUGUAUCGUCCAAUUUCAAUAGAAUCUAGUGUUAUUGGUUUAGGACCAAGAUAUAGAAUUCGUUCAAUUGUCACUAAUGUCACUGAGGAAGCAUCAGAAACAGAUUUAUUUUUUGUUUAUAAAACAAAUAAUGUCGAUUGUAGACCUCGAGUUUCAAGAGUUCCAAUUUUAGCUCCUGGUAUUCCAAUUACAUUUAGUUCGAAUGCGACUUUAAUUAAUUAUCAACUUCCCGGAAAAGUAAAACUUCUUUUAUGUAAAAAAGAUGUUCUUAAACCUUUACAAAUUAUUAAUAUUGCGCUUCCAGCUGCUGAGGAGGAUAUUGAUGUAUAAAGGUAUAAAUUUGUAUAUUUAUUUUAUAAAAAAAUGUUUAAAAAAAUAAAUUAAUUUUAAACAUA
This is a messenger RNA of Leptopilina boulardi, 3406 nucleotides long. It is a transcript of the gene BBS1, whose product is annotated as Bardet-Biedl syndrome 1 protein homolog. The record is from RefSeq and is a predicted model, not a curated record. Lineage: Eukaryota; Metazoa; Arthropoda; Insecta; Hymenoptera; Figitidae. Gene Ontology annotation, cellular component: BBSome; axoneme; centrosome. Gene Ontology annotation, biological process: protein localization to cilium; non-motile cilium assembly. Bases 1527 to 3341 code for a protein of 604 amino acids. Gene Ontology annotation, molecular function: patched binding; smoothened binding. The transcript has 6 exons.